Messenger RNA from Drosophila ficusphila, 1408 nucleotides. Its product is annotated as 27 kDa hemolymph protein. The coding region runs from base 296 to 1231 and encodes 311 amino acids. The record is from RefSeq and is a predicted model, not a curated record. The transcript has 2 exons. NCBI's taxonomy places the organism in Eukaryota, Metazoa, Arthropoda, Insecta, Diptera, Drosophilidae.
CAUACUUAAAGCAAAUAUAAAAAAUGAGCUCCCUAUAUUACACAAACUAAUACGUUUGCUUGCGAUAAGAUAAUCAAUACUGCGUUUUGCAACUUGCUUUUUGUUACUUGCUUUGAAUCAAUGUUCAAUCAACUUCGAACCACUGUACGGAUUCGCUUUGCUGAGGAGCUGUGUGGCCGGGAGAAGUCGCCUUCAUUCACUCACGAACCUCACUCAGCCACAGUCGGAUCUACAAAGGGGUCGAACGGAAACCACUGCUCCUCCACCACAAUUACUGCCCUCCAUUGAAGCCACUAUGAACAAGUCCGCGAUGUUUGCCAUCUGCAUGUUGGCCGCUUUGGGAGCCGUGCUUCUGGAGGUGACGGCCAGUCCAGCUGCCACCGCAUCCAAGUUGGAUCCCAGCCAGCUAGGUGGACUUUCGGCCCAGUUCCUACCGCCUGAAUACCGCAACACGAACGUCAGUGCGGAUGACUUAAUGCGGAUUUAUCGCGCAAAGUGCAAGAAAGUGACUGGAGUGGACAAUGCGACCUUCUACGAAGAUGUACAGAAGGCGGCGACCAAAAUGAGCGCCUGCAUCAAUGGGGCGGCCAACUUCAGCACUCUGCAGGAGGAAUUGGAUCUGGCGAUGCCCAAUGGCGAGCUGGACAACGUGUUCCACAAGAAGUGUCAGAAGGUGCCAGAGCUGCAGGCCUGUGUCAAGGAGUUCCAGGAGAAGGCUCAGCUUUGCCUGACCGCCGAGGAGAGGCGACAGCAGGAGAAGGUGAACCGCAUUGGAGCGGCUCUUCUGGGAUUCGCAUGCUCGCGGGGCGGCGAUCAGAUCGCCCUUUUUGUCGCCGAGAAGGGACCCGAGUGCCUGGAGGCCAAUAAGGAGGCCAUCAAUCACUGUUUCAACCAAUCCUUCCAUCAGUACAUCCCCAAGGAUGGUCCGAUUCCCGACCUGAUGAGCAACCCCGAGCUGUUGUUCACGCCCACGCACUGCGUGGACCUGCAGAAGUUCGAGUCCUGUGUCGUUCAUCAUUUGGAGCAGUGCUCUGAGAUCACGCCCGCCAACAUUGUCCAGUCCAUUUUCCGCUUCGUGAAGAACGAAACCGAUUGUCAGGCUUGGAUUGCGGCCCGCAGCAAUGAGAAGCCCAUCCUGCUGGCGGCCUCCACCAACAACACGGCCACCGGGCUCACCUAUUCCUUGGCCAGCACUCUGUUCGGCGCUACAAUGCUUCUGAUGCGGCCCUAAACCAAACCUCCCGAACUCUUGGAACUUGGAAUUAAAUUUUUUUUUUUUUUGUUGCUAUCUUAGUUUUUUGAUAGCCAGUAUCGCUACCAUAUAAUUUAAUGUGAACUAAGAAAUUUCUUAUAAUAAACCAGGUUAUGCCGAACGCGAACCAAAAUGGAAUUACCAAGGCCCCACAAA